Cyclocybe aegerita is the source of this 639-nucleotide messenger RNA. The record is from the annotation of a GenBank genome assembly. Lineage: Eukaryota; Fungi; Basidiomycota; Agaricomycetes; Agaricales; Hemipholiotaceae.
AUGAGCACCGCAGGCAACCCCUACUACUUCCGUCGGCGCACCAUGGGCCGAGCAGCCUCCCCGCCCACCUGGGCCUGCUACGAGCAGAUCCACGACGACGACUGCAGCAACUCCGACUCCGACUCCUGCUCGGAGGACGACGAAGACUAUCCCGACCCGCCGCGGGGCAAACAGCCCAGCGUCAGCGACUCGGAGGACAACGUGCAGCCGACCUCCUCGCCCACGGCGCCUGGAGGGGACGGUGAGCACGCCGACAUCGAUCACAUGGACAUGGACGAGGAAGGUGCCGACGGAGAGUCUAAGGAGAUACAGGUGGACAAGCCGAAGGAUGUGAAGGGCAAGCAGAGGGCGAUCGAACCCGACCCGGAGCCCCCCAGGCGCCAGAGGAAGAAGCGUCAGCGUAUGUACACCCUCCGCCCCAUCUUGACGAUCCAGAGGAGCCAAGGCUUCGUUUGGAACCAGGACCUCUUUGUUCCCCCGUAUAUCAAGGACAGAUAUAUUGCCUCGACCUCUCCUCCAAACUCUCGAGGGUUCAUUUCGUCCUCCUUGUCGUCGACCAAUUCUGCCAUGACGGACUACGAGGUGGAGGUCGUGGAGAUUCGCGUGAAAGAGGGCGAGUUGUUCGAUAUCAUUCCUUAA